AUGAUCCGCCAAUCCGUUACUCGUCCUCUCACCACGACAUCUCGUGCCGUCCUCACCCGCCCUUUCUCCGCGGUUGCUCCCAGAAUGGCUGCUGGUGAUACCGGGGCUACCCGACCUGGUGGUAUUCAAACUAGCGACUCAUUCCAGAAGCGCGAAGCUGCCCAAGAAGGUCUCUACAUUUACGAAAAAGAGAAGGAAAAGCUCGCCGCUCUCCGGAAGAAGAUCGAAGAACAGCGCUCACAUCUCAAUGAUUUAGAGAAGAAUCUGGAUGAGUUCACCAAGGGUGGAGAGAAGAAAUAG
Aspergillus calidoustus is the source of this 300-nucleotide messenger RNA. The record is from the annotation of a GenBank genome assembly. NCBI's taxonomy places the organism in Eukaryota, Fungi, Ascomycota, Eurotiomycetes, Eurotiales, Aspergillaceae.